This is a messenger RNA of Scophthalmus maximus (turbot), 5375 nucleotides long. Its product is annotated as tensin-like. The transcript is spliced from 27 exons. The record is from RefSeq and is a predicted model, not a curated record. Gene Ontology annotation, biological process: peptidyl-tyrosine dephosphorylation. NCBI's taxonomy places the organism in Eukaryota, Metazoa, Chordata, Actinopteri, Pleuronectiformes, Scophthalmidae. Gene Ontology annotation, molecular function: protein binding; protein tyrosine phosphatase activity. Bases 201 to 4802 code for a protein of 1533 amino acids.
GUCACAGAGAAGGGCAGGGGUGUGAGGCGUCACUGCAGGGGAAGAAGGAGCAUGUUGGAGAAGAAGAAGACAGUAGAGACAUAAGGAGGCCCCUCAUGACACGAAGCGUGGAGAAGAAGGACCUUCUGGAGCGAAGCACUUGCUUGGAGUGAGUGGAUAGGAGUGGAGGAGAGAAAGGAUACAAGGCAUCUGCUGGAAGUAUGGGGUGCAUUCACAGCACGGGCCCUGGCAGCAUGAAGACACAUGGACUUGGUCCUGACACGGGAGGAAUCCCCAUAGAUGCAGAACCCGAGGUGCAUCCUGAAAUCCUUCAUCUCGCCGAGCUCGCCAAAGCUGGGAGCCACGCCUUCACAGAGAAGAGCUUCAAGAGGAGACGGGUGUGUGAUGUGUGCAGGCAGGACAUCGACAACCCCGGGGCUUUUUGCAAGGAGUGCAAGGUUGCAGUUCACAGGACCUGUGAAGCCAAGGUGACUCCCACCUGCACCUCAACAUUAGAUCUGAAAGGUUCCACCAAAUCUACAUCACAGAAGAAGAGAGGCUCCAUACCGAGGAGUAAAAGUGUGGAGCAAGUGAUGGAGCACGUGAUGGAGCGCCACUACGACUUUGACCUCACCUACAUCACCGAGAGGCUCAUCUCUGUCUUCUUCCUGCCCGACCUGGAGGAGGAGCGGUACCGCAGACACCUACAGGAAGUGGCUUCCAUGCUGAAAUCCAAGCACCAAGACAAGUUUCUGCUUCUGAAUUUAUCAGAGAAGAGACAUGACAUCAACAGACUUAACCAAAAGGUGCAGGACUACGGCUGGCCCGACCUUCACGCCCCGCCCUUGGACAGAAUCUGUGCCAUCUGUAAGGCCAUGGAGACUUGGCUGACCUCUGACCUCAGCAACGUCGUGGUCCUCCACUGCAAGGGGAACAAAGGGAAGACGGGAGUCAUUGUGGCAGCAUACAUGCACUACAGCAAGAUAUCAGCUGGAGCGGACCAGGCUCUCACCACACUGGCCAUGAGGAAGUUCUGUGAAGACAAGGUGUCCUCUUCCCUACAGCCCUCUCAGAACAGGUACGUCUACUACUUCAGCGGCCUGCUGUCAGGCACCAUCAAGAUGAACAGCAGUCCUCUGUUCCUGCACCAGAUCCUCAUUCCCUCAUUACCAAACUUCCAGACGGGAGGAGGUUUCUAUCCCUUCCUGAAAAUCUACCAGUCUCUGCAGCUGGUCUACACCUCAGGCGUCUAUGAUCCUCAGAGCUCCAGGGCGAGGAAGCUGUGUGUGACUGUGGAGCCAGCACUGUUAUUAAAGGGGGACAUUAUGGUGAAGUGCUAUCACCGGCGGAGUCGUGCAGCAGAGAGGGAGGUGGUCUUCAGAGUCCAGUUUCACACCUGCACCGUUCACGGAGCACAGCUGUGGUUUGGCAAGACUGAACUGGACCUGGCCUGCGCAGAUGACAGGUUCCCUCCUGAUGCGACAGUCGAGUUUAUCUUCUCUAAUGGGCCAGAAAAAAUGAAAGGUCGAGAAUACCGCAAGAAUGAUGCCUCUAUCAAAGUGGACUACGACACAUCGGACCAUGUGGUCAGAUGGGAUUCUUAUGAGAACUUCAACCUGCACCACCAAGACAGCUUCGAAAAUAUCUCUCACACCAGGGGCCCUCUGGACGGCAGUCUGUACGCACAGGUGAGGAAGCGACGUGGGCCAGGCUCGACUGCCUCAGCAGCAUCUCCCAAUGGAUGCCUCACCAGCAGCCCAACGGUGAAGCCCCUGUCUCCCACCUACAGUAACUCCAGUUGCCCCUCGCCACCCACUGGGCAUCUGCAAGAUGCCUCUGCGUCCACAAACUGCCCUGAGAGGGAAAAUACUGACUGUGCGCCGCGGGGCGGAGAUGGGGAAGAUAGAGCAAGAGAGAAACCAAGAGGGAAAGAAAAGGAUAGGGAGACGGCGAUUUUAGAUGACGGGGAGCUUUUCAGUCCGGGUGGUUUGAGGCGAGAGCACUCAUGUUGUGGUCGAGCAAGUACCAAGUGUGCUAAUGCUGGAUGGGAGAGGGAGAGAGCGCCCUGCCUCUCUAAUGGUCGUUGUCUUGGACGUUGCAACAGCAUUAAAAACCAUCCAAAGAGUCAAACACUGCCUGCUUUGCCAUCCAAAUCGGUGUCCUCUCCUCCAAAUGUAGCUCAUAUGGAACUCUGCCAUCGCCAUAGUGCCAAUCCGUUACCAGAGUUACCAUGGGAACACCCGCCCCCGCCCCUGCCGCCACCCCUGCCCUGUCUCCACAGGCCAUACCACCCUUAUUCUACCCCUGAGCACGCACACCCACACAGCCACUCCCUCCCAGCCUCCAACAGACUCUGCAGUGCGGAGGAGUGUCACUUCUUCCAUUAUUCCAACCACAGCCCGUCCACACACCUCCCCCAUCAAUCACUGCCCUCCAGCCCUUACAGGGAAAUGUUCUUCGGCUCUCCAACACCGUCCUCUGGUUGCCCCUGUCGGGAGUGCUCCAGCAGACGAGAGCACCAAUCAGACUCAGUCAGAACAUUCCACCCAUUGCACCCAGACCAAACAGAGAACCCACACUGGUCCCAGGGAGCAGGGGUACAACAAAGAGAGGCGCCGCCACUGUGGGAAAGUGAAAAUCCAUGGGAGGUGGUGCGAGACGCCGAGUUCUGGCAGUGCAAAUCAGCCACGCCUGCGUUUCGGGUCUGCCACUCCUCCUUGGAUCAGGUUCCAAACCUGGAGCAGCCGAGAUUUGCCAUUGCGCCUCACCAGAGCUACCACAGUCCCCAGUCCCUGCUGGAUGUGCGGGAUGGAGCCAGCAGUGGGUACCACACCCCUCCACCACCGCGCCACUCCUGCCCCUGCUCUCCUCAUCAGUCAUCCCCGGCUGAGAGCCACGAGAGCCGGGGUUACGCCUCAGGAUACCACUCUGGAUCAGCCUCACCUCUGCCUGCAAGCAGCCCGUCUACUGGGAGAGGCAGGCUGCCUGAGACUCCCUCCAAAUCCAGAGAACAGCAGAAUGCUGAAGUGGAAAAGGCCAAAACUGAUGUGGAGGAUGACAUAUCCCAGGGUUCAGAGGUUAAAUCAGACUCUGGUGGCCAGUCAAUCACUCCUGGACUGGACUCUGAUCAUGACUACACAAUAAUUGGUAGUAGCAGCCCCACACACACUGAAGAUAGUGUCACUGCUGACAGCCCCACUCAAAGCCAAGAAACCUCCACAAAGCAAGAAUCCAGCACAAAUAUCAACAAAACUAGCACAACAGAAACACAAGCGUCCAGCACAUCCAUAAACUCCACACAACCAUCAAGUGAGCAGAGUUUGGGUUCUGAUGGUAAGAGCGGUGCAGCCAAGAUCACAGGAAGUGCUGAGGGAUCGUACCAGUCACGUGCUACAAGUUAUGCUGCUGUCAUCAUCACCCCGGUCCAAAUGCAACUCAAUGGCGCUGACCUCCCCAGCGAUACUCUAUCCAACUGCAGCAGAAGUGGAACCGUGAAUCCCUCUGCCAGUCUCAGUUCUAGCCCUUCCGACACUUCCCCAAAUUCUCCCAUUGGCUCCCCAGAGCUGCGGCCAUCCCCCCAGUGCUCCCCAUUGGCUACAGACCCAGCAGGCCACAGACUGACUCCAGACAGAGACAGCUCAUCCGACAACAAGCCACCGUCACCUGUGCCCGACGGAUAUAGCACACCCACAUUUCCCUUAGCGUCCUAUUACUACCCAUUACUUAAUGUCCCCCACGUCCCAUACACGGGGUACACCGCAGUCACCAUCCCCGCCCUCCAGCCGCCGCUCCCAGAGAAGAAACGCCUCUCCGCCACCGCAGGUUACCUGAACGGACACAACUCUCUUCUGAGAGUCUCCUCAGCUCCUUCCCCAACACACCACGUCACUUUCUCCCCUGCCGUGGGACAGCAGAGACGGGGGUCUGCACUGUGUAGCCAAAAGGACGAGGCAGACAUUAGGGUGAAUGCCAAGUUUGUGCAGGAUAGCUCCAAGUACUGGUACAAACCUGGCAUCUCCAGAGACCAAGCCAUAGCUGUGUUAAAGGACAGGGAGCCAGGAACUUUCCUCAUCAGAGACAGUAACUCCUUCCAGGGGGCCUACGGUCUGGCCCUCAAAGUGGCCACCCCUCCUCCUAAUGCCAACAUCACUGGCAGCAAAGGGGACCCUCUGGAACAGCUGGUGAGACACUUCCUCAUCGAGACCGGGCCACGGGGAGUGAAGAUCAAGGGCUGUCACAACGAGUCCUACUUCGGAAGUUUAUCUGCGCUGGUGUACCAACAUUCAAUUACUCCCAUCUCUCUACCCUAUGCCCUUCGCAUCCCAGAAAACGAUGUGGUCGGGGAGCUUCAAGAGAUGCAGAGUUCAACAAGCACCAGCACAGCAGCUGACCUCCUCAAACAAGGAGCAGCCUGCAAUGUGCUUUACCUGAACUCCGUGGAAACUGAAUCCCUGACGGGGCCGGAGGCAGUUUCCAAGGCAACCAAGUGCACUUUGGCUCUGAGUCCGCGUCCAGUGGCAACGGCGGUUCACUUUAAAGUUUCCUCUCAGGGGAUCACUCUGACAGACAGCAAGAGAAGACUGUUCUUCAGGAGACAUUACCCAAUCAACAGUGUCACUUACAGCAGUCUUGACCCCCAGGACAAGAGGUGGACUAAUUCUGAUAGCACAUCAUGCAAGAUGUUUGGCUUUGUGGCCAGAAGGACAGGCAGCGCUACGGAAAACGUCUGUCACCUGUUCGCAGAGAUGGACCCCGAGCAGCCAGCCGUGGCCAUCGUCAACUUUAUCAACAAAGUCAUGCUGGGACCGCAGCUACGGAGAUGAGAGAGAGGACGAAUUUAAAAAAAAUAAUCUCUGGACUAUUGGGGAUGUGGGAGAGAUAUCAAUGAGAUUCUAUGAUAUUUUUUCAAAGAAUUGUUUGUUUGUAACGACACUUUCGCUCACAUUUGUGCAGGUGGCAUCACUGUGCUCGGCUGUACGAGAAACCAGUUCUGACAGAUCACUGCUCUGAAAGACAAUGCAUUGUUUACAAGUCAGAUUACAGAGCAAAUAGUUACAGAGGAAUAGUUUGAUAAACCAAAGACUUACCUGACUCUGGUAACGUUUGCCAAAUGUGAUUCAAAAUAAAAGUUUUUGGGACUUUUUUCCCCUAUGAAAUGUGUUCUUAUGUUUCACAAUGUACAACAAACUUGCUAACUGUAUAGCAAUUCAUUUACCUCCCUGCCAUUUCUAUUAAAGUUUCUCUACAUCAACAUUUAAAGCUCCAGAUACAAUGGUUCAGAAGGUGGAAAACUAUGUAUUAGAAGGUAAGAGUCAUGUUUUAAGGUGUAGAGUGACAAUUUGCAUUUUUGCUCCUUCAGUGGUUUGAGAAAGAGUAAAGGAAGUGACUAAAUCAAA